AUUAUUAUCUCUUGAAUGACAAAUAAAAAAGCCUAUCUAGAGCCAAAUCUAUCUAGAUAUUACUCUACUUACCUGGAUUGAAAGAAAAAAUUCCCUUUAAAAUAGCAACAGCUAAUGUGAUUAUUGGAUUUAAAGUGGAAUCCUACCAAAUAGAGCUAGAGCUAUUCUUUCAAAGAGAAGAGAUCAAACUGUUCAAAUUAUCAUAUUCAUAAACAGUCAUCCGAAUUUCAAUAAAAUAAAACAAGCUCAUAGGGUCGUACAUGUAAAAGUGCAAUGAUUUGGCAAUUCUUAGAUAACAGGCGAUUAUUGAGAUAAGAUGGAUAGUCAGUUGUGAUUCAAGCAUAUUUUAUAAGAGAUAAAACUCAGUCUUCAACAAACACGUUCCUCCGGAGUAAUGGCUGGAAAUGAAUGAAGGUCUUGUGGUUGAGUAACCUACAAAAAAUAUUUAUUUUUACAACGUAUCAAAUUAGAAUGUACAAUGAUGAGACGAGUUACCAAAAUAUUGCUUACGUUUGUGAUAGUGCUGAAAAUUUCUGCUGCGCAGGAAACUUAUGAACAAGGAAACUUCUACAGCAACAAUUAUCAACAAUCAGAAGACUAUGAGCCACAAGAGACCUACGAUGACUUGGAUGAACAAGAGGACUACGAAGACUACGACGAGGAAGCUGCUUAUGCAAGGCCUGAUCGAGAUGUAACACAAAAUAAUGACUUCCUUCGCUUCAACAAGAACCAUAUAUUCAACAUUGGAGACAAUGGACAAUCACAAGUGACAGGUUCUGGUGCCUUCUCAAUACCCGCUGUGAACUACAAUAAGAAUUUCAAUUGGAAUGUGAAUGGAGGUAGUAAUAGCUUCAAUGGUGGCAGCUCAACAGCUCAAUCAUCUACAAUUUCCAUUGCGGAUGGGAGUCAAGCGUCUACAACUCCUUCUGUGGAUGGCAGUAGUAAUAAUGCUGCUUCAAGUACAGUAGGAGGUGGAAUCUCAUUUGGUAGCUCGAAAAAUUUCCCAAACUCUUUCAAUAACUCUGGUUUCAAUUUUGGCAUCAAUUUCAAUAGCGGCUCCAAGCAACAAGGCAACAUCGGAAAUAAUGUCAAUUUAACAAGUAUCCUCACCCCCUUAACCAAUCUGAAAAGUAAUAUCAUUACUAAUGCUGGUGACAAAUUCAAUAAUCUAUUCCUUACAGCUGAUGGCAAAAUUGUAAAGGUAGUUGAAGUAGCUAAUAAUUUGAGACAGAAUGUUGAAAACUUGGUUCCAACAAAGGCUCAGGUUCUACAAAGAAUUCAGGACAGUAUUUCACAGAAUAGUCAGAAUAUAACCAGUGGAGCAUCUUUAGGGAAAGCAAACAACUUCCAAGGUCUUUUUGGAGGGAAAGUAAACUCUGCUAAUAUCAAUUUUGGAAUCUCUAAAAAUAUCGAUGUGACAGAUAUUGUUAAUGGGCAAUUGAAUUUUGUUAACAAUGUAGUCAAUGGUGCUACUGGAAAAGUUGCAAAUGUCACUGGAGGAUUGAUACAGAAAGCAGGUACAUUUGCAAAUGCAAAAUCAGAUGCUAUACGUGGAACAGUCAAUGGUUUCACUGAUAAAGUGGGAAGCAUUGGGGGAGGAAUACUGAACGCUACUGGUGCGAUUGUGAAUGCUAAAACGAAUGCAAUUCGCGGUACUGUGAACGGAGUUGUGGGAAAAGUGGGGAAUAUCAAGACAGGCUUGUUAGAUACAGCUGGAGCCAUUGCUAAUGCGAAGGCAAAUGCUGUACGUGGAACAGUGAACAGUGUUGCUGGAAACAUCAGAGAUGGUUUGAUACAGAAAGCUGGUGCAGUUGCAACAGCUAAGACAAAUGCAAUUCGUGGCACUGUGGAUGCUGUCACUGGAACAGUUGGUAACAUCACUGAAGGUCUAUUAACCACAGCUGGAGCAAUUGCAAAUGCCAAGAAUAAUGCUAUACGUGGAGCAUUGAAUGGUGUCACUGAUAAAAUUGACAACCUCAACAGAUUAUUACUGAAUAAGGCUGGGAUUAUAAUAGAUGCUAAAACAGGUGCCAUACUUGGAAUUGUGAAUAGAACAAGUGAAAACAUAUUGAAUCUCAAAGGAGGCCUACUGCAAACUGCUGGUUCAAUUUCAAAUGCCAAAUCAAGUGCUAUAUCAGGUUCUGUAAACAAUGCGAUUGGUAAUAUUGGGAAUUUCAAGAGUGGGAUCCUCCAAACAGCUGGUGCAAUUGCAAAUGCUAAAUCAGGAGCUAUCUCAGGAUCUUCCAACAAUGCAUUUGAUAAUUUUGGAAACAUCAACAGUGGAUUCUUGCAAAAUUCUGGAUCAGGGACUCAAUCGAGUGCAGUGAACAAUGCAGUUAUAAAUAAUAUUUCAAACAUCAAGAAUGGAUUUCUCCAAAAAGCUGAAUCAUUGACAGGUACAAAUUCAGGAAGUGCAUCUGGCUCCCUAGGUGCAAGUGGUAGUUUCAAUGUUGGAGGAGUGGAAGGCUCUGGUUCAUUAGGACUUACAAAAAGAGGUGCAUUGAUCAAAGCAUUUAGUCCUUUAGGAAUUGGUAAGAAAAUUGUGAAAGGUGGCGCUAUCAAGGCUGGUGCAGUGGCUGGAGCCUUGGGUGGAAUCAAAAGUGGAGCCCUCAAUAUUACUGAUAGAAUAGUAAACCCAGGAAAGUACUAUGGCAUUGGUGCCAUCAAACGUAAAGUAGUCAAUAAUAUUUUGGAUGAUGUCCAAGAAGAACUCCAAACUAAGAUUGGAAAUGUUGUAGGAACAAUCAGUGAGGUAGGACAAGGUGUGAAGAAUCACAUUACUGAUCUAUCCAUAAUUGAUAAUCAUGGUGAUAAAAAUGUUUUGAGGAUUGUGAAUGGUUUGUAUGACACACAGUUCUAUUUGAACGAUCUCCCAGUGGAACAGGCAUAUGUUAUAUUCUGUGAUGAGAGUCAGCCAGUGAAUUUCUUCGGAGAAACGCUCGAUACGCAACAGAGAAUCAUCGAGGAGUGCAUACCCUCAGGACAAGUGUACAUUGCUUACAAGCCUGACUGUGUCAAUGUAGAAGAGGAUGAAAGAUGUAGCGAAGGCUUUAUCACCGCUCAAAAUGAUGUGAAAAAUCAAUUGAAUGUCAUCGUUGAUAGAUUGUUUGAUAAAUAUGGUGACCAAAUCGUUAGAAAAGCUGUAUCUUUGACGAAUGGACGUUUGUAAUAGACAAUUUGAAUUCUUGACAUGACAGUGUUCUUCAACUAAUAGAAUAGUGCUCGUCAGAAAAAAUAAGCAUAAUAUGAGAGGAUUUGAAAAAAUACUCCCAACUUCCCAACUGAUCAAAAAAUCUAUCUUUUUAUACAUUGUAUUUAUGUAAAGUAGAUAUUAUAAUAUUUUGUAAAUAAAUUGAAACAUUCCAUUCUAUAAUAAUUAUUGAUCUAAAAGAUAUUCAGAUUAUCCAACUUUGUUAAAAAAAUCAAGUGAUCAGUCUAGUCAAUUCUAAUGAUUCGAAAUCAGAGGAUUUCACCAUUUCCAAUAUCAACGUUUCAACUACAUGAAAACUGAUAGAACUAUUAUUGUAUUAAUUCCAUGAGACCCACAUUCUUAUCAUCAUCACAUUUUAUGCAAAAUACGGUACAUAAUGUAGAUUCAAAAAUACUCCAAUAGGUUCAAUUUUGUAAAAGAAAGGACUUGUUGAAACAAAUUUUCAAUCAAAUUGGAAGGAGAUGACGAUACUCUAACGUCUUGUAAAUAAAAUUGGAGAAUACAGAGAUCUAGAAGAGCUUCUUUAUAAGGAAUAAAGCUUCUGAUCUAACUGAGAAUAAUGCUAUUGUAGUGAGAACUAAUAAUAAAUAACUAUUUUUUACUGAUAAGUGUGCAUAUUCUUUUCUCAAUCCUAUAUCACUGUUCAAAACGUGACGUUCUAUUGAAGUGAAUUAUCUUCAAUUAUUUGAGAACUUGAAGACAAAGAAAGAAUAACCUGAAACUUUAGUUUCUAAUUCUAUUAAUUUUUCUCUAAAAGAUAGCUGGGAGUGUUGUACUGGUUAAACAGGAGUACCUACAAAAAUACGCCUUCACGUUGUAUUGUUGACUUUCUGAUGUGCGAGGGAGAAAGGUAUGAAAUGGAUUACUACUUGUUCUUCACAAAGCUACUGGGCUACACCUUGCUCUACUACAUCACUGUGGUUACCUUCGCAACAGCUACAAGCUUUUCACGAAAUAUGAUGACAUCUCUAGACGCUUUGUGUUCAAUUUACAAUGGGAGAAAGAGCUGUUUGAGACACUCCAUGAGAAAACACUUGACUGAAAUGCCUUGCAUGAAUGAGGGGCUGAGAUUUAGAUACAGAAUAGUUAAUUUAUAAAAUUGGUUGGAAUAUAAUUUCGUGGAAACUAAUGUUGUUCAGGAAAUUCCAGGUAUAAUUUAGGUAGCCUACAGGCUAAUCGGAAUGACAUGAAACUCUUUGAUGAUGACAUUUAAGUUACUGUUAUAGUAGUAUAAGGAGACUUCAAUGUGAUUGAUAAGUUAUAAGGAAGCUUCAAGGUUUAUCAACAAAAAUGUGUUUAGCUUAUGAUUUGAAAAGAUAAAUCAGUAUGUUACACUGUAUUAGUGAUUAGUGUUGUAAGUUCUGCAGGCCUGAAGGCUCUUAAAACAUUUUAUAAGAUGAAUACAACAGAAUGAAUAAAAUGGAUCAGUAUGUUACACUAUGUUAGUGUUGUAAUAGUUCUAUUGGCCUGGAUUGUUCAUUUAUGUAUCAAAUUCCAAGUUCUGUAUAUUGAUACUUACCUGAUACUCAAGGAGUGAAAUAAAAGGUAGCGAAUCGACAUCAAGUAGGCAAAACAUCACUAAUAAAGUUAUCAAUAUUAUAGUUCUAAUAAUUCUAUCACUGCAUCUUGAAUUUGGUUAUUCUGUUAUAACUUACGACCUAAGCUUUCCUGAGGAUUAUGCAUUCAGAUUUUCAGAAUGACAUCAUUUAGUAUUCUUUACACUACUUUUUGUAAUUUGUUAUUCAUGAUUUAUUUAAUAAACACUAUUUUUAAUAUA
This is a messenger RNA of Nilaparvata lugens (brown planthopper), 4988 nucleotides long. RefSeq names its product perilipin-4. NCBI's taxonomy places the organism in Eukaryota, Metazoa, Arthropoda, Insecta, Hemiptera, Delphacidae. The record is from RefSeq and is a predicted model, not a curated record. The transcript is spliced from 3 exons. Bases 479 to 3169 code for a protein of 896 amino acids.